This is a messenger RNA of Spodoptera exigua (beet armyworm), 858 nucleotides long. Lineage: Eukaryota; Metazoa; Arthropoda; Insecta; Lepidoptera; Noctuidae. The record is from the annotation of a GenBank genome assembly.
CAAUUGUCAAAAUAGUUGUGUACGAAAAUAGCGAAACGAGAAGAGAAUUUCGCAAGGCCUACCUUCCAGGUUGUGGAGUGUUUAAUUUAUAAUAAUUAUCCUCAAUUAAUCAAUGAUUUAUGAUGGCCACAACAGCGUAUGAGCAUGAUGCUGAUGGGUGUAAGUUUAUCCCAGCGACACAGCGUCCUGACGGUACCUGGCGUAAGCCACGGAGAAUCAAGGAUGGUUAUGUUCCUCAAGAGGAGGUCCCCCUAUAUGAGAGUAAGGGCAAGCAGUUCAAAGCCCGCCAGAAUACUGGACUUCCAGUGGGUCUGCCCCCUGAGGUAGCAGCCCAAGCACAAAAGAAGAAGAAUAACCCUGGUGUCAUUCAGCCCAUUCCAGGCAUGCUCAUCAAUGUGGACAAAAAGAAGAAGAAAAAGAAGUCUGGUGCUGAUGAGGCAGCAGAGAAACUUGCCAAAUGUGAGAUAACAGAACCCAACUUUUCCACCCCCUCCCCUUCAACACCCACCAAUUCUGCCACAGACCCAGUGAAACGUCUUAAGAACUUAAGAAAGAAACUCAGAGAAAUUGAAACUCUAGAGGAAAAGAUCAAGAGUGGUAUCCUCAAAACUCCUGACAAGGAUCAAAAAGAGAAAAUGUCAAAGAAAAAUGACAUUAUCAAAGAAAUUGAACUUUUAGAGAAAAAUAGUGAAUAAGUUAUACCAAAUUGAAUUAAAUUUUAUUGUUGUUGACAACAAACUAUGAAUUAUGUCAAUAGAUUGCAUGAAUGUGUUCUCUGAGUGGGUGCAUAAUGAUGAAAAUUUCUUUUAUUAUAAAUUAUUUACAAAACAAUUCUAAAUCUACUUAUUUCUGCAACAC